Molecule: messenger RNA, 2175 nt
Organism: Aphis gossypii (cotton aphid)
Lineage: Eukaryota; Metazoa; Arthropoda; Insecta; Hemiptera; Aphididae
Gene: Bcat
Product: branched-chain-amino-acid aminotransferase, cytosolic
Exons: 9
Coding region: 104-1396 (430 amino acids)
Biological process (GO): L-leucine biosynthetic process; L-valine biosynthetic process
Cellular component (GO): mitochondrion
Molecular function (GO): branched-chain-amino-acid:2-oxoglutarate transaminase activity
Source: RefSeq, a predicted model, not a curated record
GUUUAAUAUUUAUAUAAAUACUGAAAAGUGUGUCUUUGACAGUUAUUAAUAAUUAUUGUAUUGAAUAGAAAGGUUCACGUAUUGUGAUUAUUUUUUUUCUAAUAUGGCGAGUAUUGAUGCUUGUUUAUCAGUCACACAAAAAAUACUUAAACAAAAAAAGACUUGCAGAAAAUUGUAUAGUAUCCAACAUCUAUUGUCUAAAAGGAACCAAUCAUCGGUAUCACAAAAUGACCCCGAUAAGUCUGUAAAACCAGAUAUCGACAUCACAUUAUGCAAAUCCUCGAAGCUUAAUGAUAAUGUCACCAAUAUUCUAAAAAGUGGCACCCAAAUUAAGUUUGGUACUAUAUUCACGGACCAUAUGCUCAAAAUACACUACGAUAAGCAUGCAGGUGGCUGGCAGAAACCAUACAUCACACCCAUGGAACAUCUCCACUUACAUCCCGCUGCUAAAGUUCUUCAUUAUGCCACUGAGGUAUUCGAAGGAAUGAAGGCAUACAGAUCGGAACAUGGCCACAUGAAUCUAUUCAGACCGGAACUAAACUUGCAGAGGUUAAACAAAUCAGCUAAGCGAGUAGGCCUACCAGCAGUAGACACUGACGUAUUACUCAAAGGUAUUGAACGCCUAGUAUCUAUCGACAACGAGUGGCUACCUGUGUCUGCACCGCUCAGUUUAUACAUUAGACCUAACCUCAUAGGCACAGAAGGCACACUAGGAGUGGCACAAGCAGAUACAGCCCUUCUUUACGUGAUAAUGUGCACAGUGGGAUCAUAUUUCUCUAAUAAAUUCAAGUCUGUCCGACUGAUGGCCAACCCAAAAUUCACCAGAGCAUGGCCUGGUGGUUGUGGUGACUUUAAAAUAGGCGCAAACUACGCCACCACAUUAUACCCUCAGGAAUUAGCUUCAAAAUUAGGUUGUCACCAAAUGCUGUGGUUAUAUGGUGAAGACCGACAAAUCACAGAAGUUGGUGCGAUGAACGUGUUUAUUUUUUACAAAAAUCAAAAUGGCGAAAAAGUAUUAGCCACUCCACCAUUAAACGGUAUGAUAUUACCAGGCAUCACCAGACAGUCAGUAUUGGAUUUGACUAAAGAAUGGGACGAAUUUCGUGUUGAGGAGAGAAACUUCACAAUGGAUGAAUUAAUUGAACUGAAUGAGAAUAACCAAAUACUCGAGUUUUUCGGAACUGGUACAGCAGCAGUCAUUAGCCCAGUAUCUUCCAUAUUAUACGAAGAUGCUGACGUGCAAUUACCGACCAUGGAGCAAUCAAACCCGUUGUAUGAGAGGCUGUUCAAAGCGAUUACCGACAUACAGUACGGUCGGGUAGCGCAUCCGUGGGCCAGAGUAGUGGACGAAAGACCGCAUUUGUACGAAUCUCAAAAUUAUAAAUAUGCCAACUAGAAUCCAUUAUGAUAAUACAUCAAUAGAUCGCACGACACUCGAUAGCGGUCAAUAGAUGAUAGUACAGUAAACGACAAUAUUAUAUUAUAUUAUUCACAAAACGUUUAUUUUUUUUUAGAAUCAUAAUAACUGACAACUAUAACUACUUAUCUACGAUAGAUAGGCUAGGUUUUUAAAGCAAAAAAACGAUAUACUAUUUUAACGAUGAAAUAAACAAGUCUACUUGAGUCUGUCUGCAAGUAAAAAUUAGCAGAGCAGCGAAACAAUUUUAUUCAUUUCACAGUAGUGUGUUAGUAUGUAUAAUGUAGAGCCGUUUCAUAAUUGAAUCUUGAUGAACACAUUUUACCAUUAAGUCUACAUUAAAACAAUAAUAAAACAGUUAAUUAUUUUUUAUGAAAAACAAUUAUUUCUAUUUCAGUUUCAAAACCUUCCUUGUGAUAAAAUGUUUAUUUAAAUUUAAGUAAUUAUUAAUAACAUUGUUAUAUAAUAUUGGAGGAUAUGGAAAAUGUUAAGAAAAAUAAAAAAUCAUUUAAAAUAAAUUAUUUCACGUUACAAAUUGUCAUACCUACUAUUUAAUAUAUUGACCGCUAUCUAUCGACGGUAUAAUUGUUAACUAAUGUUUAUUUGAUUUUGUUUUUAAAAAAUUAUAUUUUUAUAUUUUAUACUUCAGUUAUUCAUCAAGAAUAACUAUUACAUAAUUACCUGCAACAACAAAGCUAUUUGUUCUAUGUAACUUUUUAGACGUUUUUUAUAUCAAUAAAAAUGAAUAUUUACCAUAA